CUGAAGUUUCGGAAUACGUUUGUUGUUUCCCUUCGGCGGGGAUUACAAAUGAAAACAAACAAGAAGCAGCUUGUAUUCUGUUUAAAACACAGUCAUACGCAUUGUUUGUUACUGCAGUCAUUGCAAAUGUAGCCGAGCUCACAUUUCAAGAUGAGUAAAAAAGGAAGAUCAUUUGAUGACCAGUUUGAGGAGUUUCUGAAAGAGUCACUUUCCUCGGAGGACUCUGUAAAUUCAGCUCUUAUCAACAAGUACCUGGAGCCAUCAAAGAAAGAAACAAGACCUUGGUGGGAUAAUGAUACUGGAGAUGACGACGACAAUGAUGACAGAAAUAAGACAAGUGGGAAAAACUUUCUGAAAAAAUCUGGAGAUAAAUUUAAGAAGACAGAAGUGACGCAAGCUCCGAAAGUAAAAACUAAGAAAGAGACCAAGCCAAGAGGAAAGGCAGAGGCAUCGCUUAGCAAAGAUUCUUUAGAUGAUAUAUCGGAAAAAUCGGACGAAGACAUACAUGGGGACUUUCGCAGACCGCAGGUUCAUCUUCCAUCGGACAGCCAUGAUAGCAUAGAUACAGCUGAACUUCUCAAUGACAAGAGUUCUCCGGCCAGAAUUGGGAUGGAUACAUUGGAUGAACUAAGAGACAAGGAACAGUUCUACAGAGAUAUAGAGAACAAUGCAAACGGAAGUGUGGACUAUGGCAGGCUGAACCAGGACCUGAGCGCAACCGGUCACACCAUGACACCCGAGGGUCACGCCCGCAAUGCUGCCACCCUCGCCGCGCUGAGGGACAUUGAGGAUGAGGAGGAGGAACAUGACAGACCUGGUACCCAGCUCCAUAGUGACAAGGAGCAUUCAGAACAGAAGCCCAGUAUGCUGUCCAAAGUAUCAUUGCUGGACUCGCUGGAGUCUACGAUGAACACGACAACUUCCCCGCAGGUUGGGCGGGGUACACUCAGGGACGCCCAAGACAUGCUGGAGGAGAGAGAGGAGGAUGAGUGGGAUGGGUAUGGGGCGGGGAGAAACAGGAAUAACAACAGUGGGCCAGAGACACUGAAAACUGCUACAGGAUUUAUAGGCACAAACACCAGCCAGGAAAUAGAAGCCCUACACAAGGCCCUUGAGAAGGUGGGGCUCUCCGCUACCCUUGGCAACGACAGUCAGCUGCUGGACCUCUCCUCGCAGACUGCGGACCGAGAGAGGGAGGAUCUUGUGAGGAAACUGCUCAGCACACCCGCAGGCAAGCAGCGUAACAUUUCUGAGAUCAUGAAAGAACUGGAGGACUAUGAGACCAAACUGGAUAAGAAAUCUCAGCCUGGUCAUGAAGCAGCAGCAGACAUGGAAGAGUUACGAGGCUUCGAUCUCUCGCCAGCCCAUCCGUCAAUGCUGGAACAGGAAGUCUCACAAAGUCACAGAUCCCAGCGUGGGGACAGUUCCUACCGAGGGUUUGACACGUCUCACACUGAGGACACUGAGAUGUACAGACCAGUCAUUGAAGUGUCUGUAAAAGAAAGGGGACGUGGAAAGAAAAAGACAGAGAAGAAGGUAAAAGAUGACGAAGCAAAGAAAACAAGGAAAGAAAAAUCACCACAUUCCAAGAAGAAACUAAACAAUUCAACAUUGGAUAGAUCAAGGUCAAGUUCUCCUGUAAAAAUAGAUUUCUCGGAGAGUUUGAAGUGGAGAAUCAAGCCAGUGAAGAGUUCAGGUUAUGGAAAACCAUUCAGCCCUCCAAAACCUCCCCGCACUCGUGAGCGAGACAUCCUCGGGUACUCUCGCACUCAGAAAGAAAGGGACCAAAGUUCUUCCCCUGCCGGAACCCCCACGCGUCCUGGCAGCGGUCGGCCAGAUGGCAAGGGCAAAGGUGUGCCAAGCGUGAAGUCUCUCAAAGGAAGGGAGUGGAGCCCAGCAGAGGUUGCUAGGCAGAAGGUUAAAGGGAGUCAGUCCACACAGCAGGUGAGACUGGGUACCGUGGCAACCAAUCAGCUUGAGGCGUCUGUAGAAAGCUUUGCUCAGUACAUUAAAGAGCACUUCUCCACCACCAAGGAUGUACCCGUGCCAGAGGUGAAAUACUCUGCAGACGAGCCAUCUGUGUCUGCCAGCUUUAAGGAGAAGGAGGCUCCAGAAGAAGACAGGGUCAAGGUCAUAGCUGACCUUAAAGAUGAGCUGGCCAGACAGGCCCGUAGCUUUGAGCGACAGUUGGAGCAGCAAAAACUGAGCUAUGAGGAACAGAUUGCUAAACUCAAUAAGGAGAUCUUUGUACUCAAAUCCAAGGUUGGUGAUGAGAAGAGCGGUAAUGAUGUGAGACAGAAGGUUCUGGCAGGGCAACCAGUGGAGGGGCUCACUGGGGACCAGCUACAAGGGCUGCAGAGGGAGCUCAGGGAACAAGAAACACUCAUUUCUGGGUAUCAGCAGGAAAAUAAGCGUUUGUAUGAGGAAAUACAGAACCUUCGAAAGCAGGGCAAGCAAAUGGAAGAGCGAAUGUUCCGGGAGAAUCAGAAACUGACGUCUGAGGCUGCAAAUCUCAGGGCCCUUUUGGAACGCAAGGAGGAGGAGUUGCUCUGUCGAGGGGCCAUCACAGGUCCAGGGGUGCAAGAAAGACUCAUAGCAGGGGACAAGGAAGGGGCCAUAACUCAUUUGGAAGACCAGCUAGCGCAGUCAAAGAGGACUGCAGACGCCCUGUCCCGUGAGAUGAACAUCGUGCACCAUUCCAAGGUAGAGCUGGAGAAGCACAUAGAGAAGCUGGUGUUUGAGAGAGAGCAGCUCACACAGGCACUGGAGGAGGGCAAGAAACUCAAGUCUGAGGAAGCUAGGUCCUUGGAGAAGCAGUAUGCAGGUGAGAUAGAGAAGCUGAAGGGCAAGCUUAAGUGGUAUGCAGAGAACCAGGAGCUACUGGAGCAGGGGACCAAGAAACUGAAGGCUAGAGACGAGGAGAUACACAAACUGAAGAUGCGCGUAGAGGAGCUGCAAACAGAGUCUGGAAAGCGAGUUGAGGACAGCAAGGUUCGUGCGAGGGAACGCGCUGCGGACGUCAAGAAAAUACAGGACCUUCAAAGACAGGUGAAAGAGAUGGAGGCGAUCCUGAAGAAGCGCAAUCCCAAUUCUCUGCCUUCACUGAUGAUGGCGGCUGCAGCAGCAGGGGAGACAACUGGUCCAGCUGGGAACAGCAACAACCGUAGUGCGUACACGGAGGUACUGGAGAGUCGAGUGGCCAAACUGGAGAAAGAACUGGAGGGGAAGGACGCAGAGACUGACCAGCUUGUGAGAUCUGUGGAGCAAAAAUAUCACAGCAUCAAGUGCCAGUUUGAAGAGCGCAUACAGGAGCUGGAGCACCAACUCUCGAUGUACCAGGGCGAGACGGAGCAUGCUCACCCGCACACCAAUGCCAUGGCCCUCGAGCGGGAGCUGGAGGGGGUGCGGGAGAGGUACAAGCAGACGGUCAAGCAGCUACAGGCAGAAGUGGACAGGCUGACUGCUGAGGUGGAAAAAGCAAAGAAAAUGGAAGAGAAAACUGCAAGCCAGAUUUCAAAGGAGAGUGAAUCAGAGUUGCGGGUCCUGGUGAAGUCUCUUCAGCUGGAGGUGGAAAGCAAGAAUCAUGAUAUGCAGGUUCUACAGAAAUCACUGGAGAGACUUCGCAAGGAGAAGCAGAUGUCCUUCACUCGGGAAGUUGGCAAACCAGGAAGAGGUCGUGGCAAGGGAGGUAAGCAGACAGACGAUGAGAUAGAGUUUGCCUCCCUUCCGACCCAGCCAACAGCAUCAGAGAAGACAUACGAUGCCAAGGUGUUUGAAGAUGUACACAUCUCAGACGUUAUCAAGGAAAACGAUGAUCUCAAAAUGAAGGUGGAUCGCCAGCACCUGCAGUUAGGGCAACAGCGUGUGGAGAUGCGUAAAGUGGUGGCAGAGAACGAGGCACUGCUGAGGCAGACUCGGGAAGCCUUUGACGAGAAACUCGAGCAAAUGAAGGCUGCACAUGAACAGGAAGUGAGCCGUCUGCUGGCCCAGAAUGCCCUGGAACAUUCCACGUCACGGUUGGCUGAACUGCAGACGCGUGUUCAAACACAGGAGGUGAUGAUCAAGCACCUGCGUGAACAGCAAGCAAGACUGGAGGUGGAGGCAGAGGCAGCGGCCGUGCUGCGUGUGAAGCAGACGAGAUUGGAGGAGACGCUCAAGUCACUGCACCGCGAACUCAAGGAGGCCAAGAAAUCUCACACUCCGGAGAUGCGGCAUUUCGAGUCCCUUCAAGAAAAGAUAAUCCAGAUAGAAACCAAACACUCGCAACGAGAGAAAGAGUUACAGGAUAUUAUUCGCAACUCCCGCCAGGCAGCGGCCAUCGAAACUGAAAAAGAGGUAGAAAGGUGGCGACAAUUGGUGGAAUCCAAGAACAAUGAAAUUCAACAAUUCCGCAUUGAACUGGACUCAAUACUUGAAGUACUUCGGGUCUUACAAAAACAGGGUGUAGUGUUGCCUGUGAACUCUGCUGUGAUAUCAUAGUUUUCCAGACAUGGAUUUAGUUUGUAGAUAGAAGAGAUAUAUUUAUUUGUGUAUACAGAUUAGUAAUGUGAUAUUAUUAAUUAUUGACGACAGGGACAGUGUGCCAAAUUCAUAUAUUGGAUUGCUGCUGAAUAUAUGGAUGUUUCACAAAUACUAGUUGUAUUCAGAUUAUCUGAAUGAUUAACUGAAAAAUUUACAACUUAUAACAUAAUUCAUCAGUUUAUUACAUUUCUAUUGUAUUGUUCACUGGUGUUUAGGUCAUCUUAAAAUUAGGACACUUACAAUUACUAUUUUACAAAUAUUCCUGGAAAUUGUCUUUCAAUGUUUGUUUUUUAGCAUACCCUUUUUGUAUAUUAAAUUCUAAAACUGA
Molecule: messenger RNA, 4849 nt
Organism: Dreissena polymorpha
Lineage: Eukaryota; Metazoa; Mollusca; Bivalvia; Myida; Dreissenidae
Product: centrosomal protein of 162 kDa-like
Exons: 35
Coding region: 151-4479 (1442 amino acids)
Biological process (GO): cilium assembly
Cellular component (GO): centriole; centrosome; axonemal microtubule
Source: RefSeq, a predicted model, not a curated record